Cydia amplana is the source of this 1249-nucleotide messenger RNA. Its product is annotated as palmitoyltransferase ZDHHC6. Gene Ontology annotation, cellular component: Golgi apparatus. The record is from RefSeq and is a predicted model, not a curated record. Gene Ontology annotation, molecular function: palmitoyltransferase activity. Gene Ontology annotation, biological process: protein palmitoylation. The transcript has 8 exons. Lineage: Eukaryota; Metazoa; Arthropoda; Insecta; Lepidoptera; Tortricidae. Bases 125 to 1249 code for a protein of 374 amino acids.
UGUUGUUUUUUACAUUUUUGGACCAUUAUUUACGUACACACACUGUGUGAAGAGAAGAGAACGCAUGAGGAGAAAUGCUUCUGAAAUAAUUUCAGCCAUUAAUUAAUAGCUUAGAUAACCUAAAAUGUUUGGUUCCUUACGAAGAAUUCUGCAUUGGGGUCCCAUUUGUGUUUUGGGUAUAAUAAAGCUGGUGACAUGGUCCAUGGUGCACCUGAUCGGCAUGUGGUGGCCGCCGCAGGGUUCCCUCGGUGGCGCCAUCCAUGCUUGCUUGUUCCUGUUCCUGUCCGGAGGCACUUUGUACUACUUCCUGCAGUCUUUGCUCGAGGGUCCGGGAUAUGUGCCUUUGGGGUGGAGACCAGCAAAUGAAAAGGACACAGACAAGCUGCAGGUCUGCACAAUCUGCAACGGAUACAAAGCUCCGCGGUCACACCAUUGUAGUAAAUGUGGGCGAUGUAUAUUAAAAAUGGACCACCACUGUCCGUGGAUCAACUGUUGCGUGGGUCACGCCAACCACGCAUACUUCACGCACUUCCUGGCGUUCGCAGUGCUAGGCUGUCUCCAGGCCGCCAUUGUGUUGUCAAUCUGCAUGUACCACGCUUUAAACCGCGCAUGGUACGUCCAGAGCGGCAUACGCGCUCCUCGCGUGCUGCUGACGCUCCCGACGCUGUUGCUGACCCUACUCGCCAUCGGCAUGUGUGUCGGCGUCGUGCUUGCUGUCGGUACUCUGCUCUUCCUACAGAUCCGAAGCAUCCUCCGAAACCGCACCACAAUAGAAGACUGGAUCCUAGAGAAAGCAGUCUCCCGUCGCCAGGAAGCCGGUCUGCCAGACUUCGUGUUUCCUUACGAUCGGGGCUGGACGGACAACUGGCAUAUUGUGUUCAAGGGGCAUCUGUAUGAUGGCCUUACUUGGCCGGUGAAGGAGGGUUGCGGGCAGUAUGAUCUUACACUUGAACAGCUAGCCCAGAAAGCGGACAAGCGCGUCCGCUCCCGUCUCUACACAGCCGUGGCCAACUACUCCGGUCGCUGGGUGCCUCUCUUCAGCAGGCCUAGGGCUGCGCUGGCGGCCCCGUGUACAGACGAGCCCCGUUUACCCCUGCAGCCGGGUGACGUUAUCAGAGCUACGAGGCAGAGGAAACACUGGUUGUUCGGCGAGCGCGUGGAGGAGACCGACGCGGGUCGGGGCCCGCGCGGCUGGUUCCCGCGCGCCGCAGCCGUGCCUACCGACCUGCUCAAGCCUCAUCAUGACUAG